Merops nubicus (carmine bee-eater) is the source of this 285-nucleotide messenger RNA. It is a transcript of the gene RGS7BP, whose product is annotated as regulator of G-protein signaling 7 binding protein. The record is from RefSeq and is a predicted model, not a curated record. Gene Ontology annotation, biological process: G protein-coupled receptor signaling pathway. Gene Ontology annotation, cellular component: nucleus; postsynapse; neuron projection. The transcript is spliced from 3 exons. Lineage: Eukaryota; Metazoa; Chordata; Aves; Coraciiformes; Meropidae.
AUGUAUACAACAGAAAUGCUUAAAUCCAUAUGUCUGCUAGGAUCACUGCAGUUUCAUCGGAAAGGAAAGGAACCUUGUGCCCUACCCAAGAUCCUAGAUACUAAAGUGGAGGAGAGUUCCGAAGUACCUAUUUUAGAAGACACGUCAUCAUCACCAACAGAUAUUCAACAGCAUUUAUGGCAGGUUUCCACAGAUAUUGAAAACACUGAAAGAUAUGAGAGAAAUGAAAAACCUUUUAAGUAAACUCAGGGAGACUAUGCCUUUACCACUGAAAAAUCAAGGUAG